This is a messenger RNA of Salmo salar (Atlantic salmon), 1768 nucleotides long. It is a transcript of the gene rdh14, whose product is annotated as Retinol dehydrogenase 14. The record is from RefSeq and is marked provisional. Lineage: Eukaryota; Metazoa; Chordata; Actinopteri; Salmoniformes; Salmonidae.
CAUACAUAUUGUAAGUGAAACAUUAAAGUCUUCGCUUUAAUGUCAGCUGCGAUUAUUGUGGCCGCUGUCGUCGGCGGUGGAAUACUGCUAAUUGUUCGCAGAAUGUUCCCCCGGAAGAAAGCGGUCGAGUUGCUCCGGUACCCGGCCGAUAUGAUGCGGGGAAAGACGGUCAUUGUGACCGGGGCGAACAGCGGCAUAGGGAAGGCCGCGGCCGGGGAGCUGCUCAAACUCCAGGCCCGGGUGAUCAUGGCCUGUCGGGACCGGCAGAUGGCUGAGGAAGCAGCGCAGGACAUCAAGAAGCAAGCGGGACCAGAGCACGGAGAGGUGGUGAUCAAACACCUGGACCUCGCCUCGCUUCAGUCUGUGCGGAGCUUUUGCGAGGAGAUCCUGAAGGAAGAACAACAGGUCGACGUGCUCAUCAACAACGCAGGAAUUUACCAGUGUCCCUACACGAAGACAGAGGAGGGUUUUGAGAUGCAGCUGGGGGUCAACCACCUGGGUCACUUCCUCCUCACCCACCUCCUGUUGGACCUCCUCAAGCGCUCCUCCCCCAGCCGCGUGGUGGUGGUCUCCUCCAAGCUCUACAAGUAUGGCACCAUCAACUUCGACGACCUCAACAGUGAGAGAAGCUACAACAAAGCCUUCUGCUACAGCCAGAGCAAGCUGGCUAAUCUGCUCUUCACCCACCAGCUGGCCCGGCGCCUGGAGGAGGAGGGCGUCACGGGGGUAACGGUCAACGCCCUCACCCCAGGCAUCGUGAGGACCAGGUUGGGCAGGCACAUCCACAUCCCCUUCCUGGCCAAACCUCUCUUUUACCUGGCCUCGUUGUUCUUCUUCAAGAGCCCACUGGAGGGUGCUCAGACGCCACUCUACCUGGCGUGUUCACCCGACGUGGAGGGCGUGGCGGGGAAGUGCUUCGCUAACUGCGAGGAGGAGGAGCUGAUGCCCAAGGCGACGGACGAUCAUGUGGCCGAGAGACUGUGGGACCUGAGUGAGACCAUGGUGGGGAUAAAAACUCAAUAAGGGACCUGGGAUCCAGACUCUCUCAUAGAGACCAUAUGAGAGACUUGCCCUGGGAAUCAAGUGAAUUGGGAGAUGAUUGAUUGAGACUUCUUGUGGUUUCAUUGGAACUGGGGUCAGUGGGUAAAGUUUCCACUGUUUUUAAUUAACCUCGGUAUGUGGGUGCGUGCGUGUGUGUGUGGGUGGGUGUGUGUGUGUGCGUGCACGUAUAAUUGUGUGAUGUGCAAAUGAGGUGUGGAUGGAGUGCGAGUGUGAUUGGAGGUGUGCAUGCAGAGUGCUAAUACUGUGAGCAACGUGCCUGUGAAACUGACAACUGCAGUCUUCCAUGAAUGUGUAACUAAGUAUAUCCGUUCCCAUAGGAACCAGCUAUUCUAUCUUCUGUACUGUCUUCACCCGUGUUCACUGAAUCACAAGUUCACACAGUCAAAGUGGAGGGGAGCUAAUUCCCAGUAGCGAUUAUCAAAGGGGAGCUGGACUGUCAUAUUUGCUUUUACCGAGUGCUAACAUGAUUGGUUAUAGUGCUAUAGAAAUAUCCCCGGGGUGAUUUAAAAAGCCAACAGGUAUCUAGUUCAGCAGCUGUAAAUAAAUGCGAAGGCAGCUAAGCUCAUGCAUCCUGCAGCAUGCACUUGGCAGCGUUACCUAAUCCAGUUUUCCUCUCAUGAGGUGAUUGAAGUGUAAAUUCGUCGCCUUCUGCUGUGACAGGAUGGACGGGAACAAUAAAGUUGACAAUGAGAUUCAGAUUCAGACA